Pediculus humanus corporis (human body louse) is the source of this 591-nucleotide messenger RNA. RefSeq lists its product as uncharacterized. Gene Ontology annotation, molecular function: protein binding. The transcript has 3 exons. The record is from RefSeq and is a predicted model, not a curated record. Lineage: Eukaryota; Metazoa; Arthropoda; Insecta; Psocodea; Pediculidae. Bases 1 to 591 code for a protein of 196 amino acids.
AUGUCUGUAAUGUUUUGUUGUUUAAAAAAUUGCUUUGACGGAAUGGGAUUUACAGAGCAAUAUGCUCUCAGAAGGGAUCCAAAUCCUGUUGUUUUGGAUACAGCUUACAUGGGUCAUGAAGUUGUUAUUGUAAAAAAUGGUUUAAGAAUGUGUGGGAGUGGAGGAUGUUUAGCCAGUGCUCCUUUGGUACAAAAUAAGUCAUAUUUUGAAGUUAAACUUCAACAAGGUGGGGUUUGGGGUUGUGGUGUUGCCAGUAGAUCAGCUGAUGUCAAUGCAGCUCCAGGUGGUCAUGACAGUGAAUCUUGGGUUUUGUGUUCAGAUUUAUGUAUUAGGCAUAAUCAAAGUAGUAUAUACAAAGUUAAUAAUCAAAUUCAAGAAGGAGAUAUAAUUGGAAUUUGGUAUGAUCAUCUGGAAUUAAAUUUUUCAAUUAAUGGAAAACCAUUGGAAUGUCCGGUUACUGGAAUCAAGGGAACAGUAUAUCCUUGCUUAUAUGUUGAUGAUGGAGCUAUUUUAGAUAUAAUUGUUGACAACUUUUGUUACCAACCGCCAAGUGGCUUUGAUAAAAUAAUGAUAGAGCAAUCGUUACUUUAA